AGUUUUGCAAUCAAUUCCUGUUCAAAGGCCACCCUACUCUUCCUAUCCGUCUUUCUCCAGCCCAGACACUCACAGCCCCCUGCCAGACCAGGGGACCUCGGAGAGGCAAGGACAGAGGUUCAGGAUCUUCCUCUCCCUCGGGACCCAAGGCCACAAAGGAGAGCUCCGUGGAGAGAAGAAGGCAGAAGGCAGAAGGGCAAGAGGGCGUGUGCGAGAGAGGUGAAGGAAGGAGGCUGAACUCUACUACUACCCUCAAUACUCACACCAAUUUACCUUCUUCUGGUCACCAAAAUAUAAAAUCAUUUGACUCCUGGGGACACAGAUUUGCUGCCACAGAGGCUGAUGGACAACCAGGCGGAGAGAGAAAGUGAGGCUGGUGUUGGUUUGCAAAGGGAUGAGGAUGACGCUCCUCUGUGUGAAGACGUGGAGCUACAAGACGGAGAUCUGUCCCCCGAAGAAAAAAUAUUUUUGAGAGAAUUUCCCAGAUUGAAAGAAGAUCUGAAAGGGAACAUUGACAAGCUCCGUGCCCUCGCAGACGAUAUUGACAAAACCCACAAGAAAUUCACCAAGGCUAACAUGGUGGCCACCUCUACUGCUGUCAUCUCUGGAGUGAUGAGCCUCCUGGGUUUAGCCCUUGCCCCAGCAACAGGAGGAGGAAGCCUGCUGCUCUCCACCGCUGGUCAAGGUUUGGCAACAGCAGCUGGGGUCACCAGCAUCGUGAGUGGUACGUUGGAACGCUCCAAAAAUAAAGAAGCCCAAGCACGGGCGGAAGACAUACUGCCCACCUACGACCAAGAGGACAGGGAGGAUGAGGAAGAGAAGGCAGACUAUGUCACAGCUGCUGGAAAGAUUAUCUAUAAUCUUAGAAACACCUUGAAGUAUGCCAAGAAAAACGUCCGUGCAUUUUGGAAACUCAGAGCCAACCCACGCUUGGCCAAUGCUACCAAGCGUCUUCUGACCACUGGCCAAGUCUCCUCCCGGAGCCGCGUGCAGGUGCAAAAGGCCUUUGCGGGAACAACACUGGCGAUGACCAAAAAUGCUCGCGUGCUGGGAGGUGUGAUGUCCGCCUUCUCCCUUGGCUAUGACUUGGCCACUCUCUCAAAGGAAUGGAAGCACCUGAAGGAAGGAGCAAGGACAAAGUUUGCGGAAGAGUUGAGAGCCAAGGCCUUGGAGCUGGAGAGGAAACUCACAGAACUCACCCAGCUCUACAAGAGCUUGCAGCAGAAAGUGAGGUCAAGGGCCAGAGGGGUGGGGAAGGAUUUAACUGGGACCUGCGAAACCGAGGCUUACUGGAAGGAGUUAAGGGAGCAUGUGUGGAUGUGGCUGUGGCUGUGUGUGUGUCUGUGUGUCUGUGUGUAUGUACAGUUUACAUGAAUGUUCCUCAGGACAUGGCAUACAAUGGCCUUGGAGGUCCAAAUAAUAUCAAGUACAUCUUGGAGAUGAGGGUGCCUGUCCUGGACAGACCUCGGCAUGCCUUCUGUUUCUCCUUCAAUGCUCCUUAAGGCCUAUGUGCUGGGAAAAGGGUCUUCCCUGUUUGUUUGUUUGUUUGUUUGUUUGUUUGUUUUGAGACAGGGUCUCUGUUGCCCAGGCUGGAGUGCAGUGGCGUAAUCUCGGCUCACUGCAACCUCUGCCUCCUGAGUGCAAGCAAGUCUCCUGCCUCAGCCUCCCAAGUAGCUGGGAUUACAGGCACGCACCACCACGCCCAGCUAAUUUUGGUAUUUUUUUGUAGAGACAGGGUUUCACCAUUUUGGCCAGGCUGGUCUCGAAUUCCUGACCUCAAGUGAUCCACCCACCUUGGCCUCCCAAAAUGCUGGGAUUACAAGCGUGAGCUACCCUGCCCAGCCGGGUCUUCCCAGUUUUAACAAAGAGGUCACAGAGCCACAGGCGGAGUUAGGAACUAAAUUGUCUCCUCCUCCCAAUUCAUAUGUUGAAGUCCUAAACCAAAAUGUGGCUGUAUUUAGAGAUGGACCCUUUGGGAGGUAAUUAGGGUUGACUGAGGCCAUAGGGUGAGGUCCUAACCCGAUGGAAUUGACUUCUUUAUAAGAGGAGGAGGAAAUACAAGAGGGCCUCCCCACCCCUGCUGCACACCUACACUGAAGGAAGGCUAUUUGCAGAUGCAGCAAGAAGGCAGCCAUCUGCAAGGCAGAAGAAGAGAGCCCUCACCAGGAACUGAAUAAGUCAGUCAGUCUGGGACUUCCAGCCUCUAGAACUGUGAAACAAUAAAUUUCUGUGGUGUAAGCAACUCAAUCUAUAGUAGUUUGUUACUAUUUUGUUAUAGCAACCAAAGAUGACUAAGCCAGACAGGUUAUGUCACUCGCCAAGUGUCUUAGUCUGUUUGUGCUGCUAUAACAAAAUACCUUAGACUGGGUAAUUUACAAACAACAGAGAUGUAUCCAGAGAUCCACAGUUCUGGAGGCUGAGAAGUCUAAAAUCAAGGCACCAGCAGAUUCCACAUCUCGUGAAGGCUCACUCUCUGCUUCACAGAUGGCACUGUCUUGCUGUGUUCUCACAUGGCAGAAGGGGCAAACAAGCCCCCCUGGGCCUCUUUUAUAAAGGCACUAACUCUAUGCCUAAAGGCAGGGCCCUCAUGACUCUAUCACCUACCAAAAGGCUCCACUUCUUUAUACUAUUGGAGGGGUAGAAGGAACUUCCUUUCUAGACCUUGAAGGUUUAAGAAUUUGAAUCUAUAAAACAAGCUGACAAUAGACAGAUUAACAGGAGAAAAAGCAUAUACAUUUUUUAAUGUGGGCCAGAUGGCAGAAGCUUAAAUAACACCCCAAGCUACAGGAAGUGAGGCCUCUGAUGGGGAGGUAGUGACACAGGCUGUGGGAGGGGGUAGGGGGAGGAAGUCUGUGGUGAGCAAAGUUUGCCUUAUUACACUGAUAAAGUGUAAUUACACUAAUAAAGCUGGAUCACCUGAGGUUAGGAGUUUGAGAACAGCCUGGCCAACAUGGCAAAACCCUGUCUCUACUAUAAAUACAAAAAUUAGCCAGGUGUAGUGGCAGGGCACUUGUAAUCCUAUCUACUCGGGAGGCUGAGGCAGGAGAAUCGCUUGAACCCAGGCUGUAAAGGUUGCAGUGAGCCAAGAUCAUGCCACUGCACUCCAGUCUGGGUGUCAGAAUGAGACCCCAUCUCAAAAAAAAAAAAAAAAAAAAAAAAGAAGAAGAAUACAGUCAUGUAUCUCUUGGUGACAGGGACGCAUUCUGAUAAAUGUGUCAUUAGGCAAUUGCAUUGUAGUGUGAUUAUCACAGAUUGUACUUAUACAAAACUUAGAUGGCAUAGCCUACUGCAUACCUAGGCUAUAUGGGAGAGCCUAUUGCUCCCAGGCUACGCACCUGUACAGCAUGUGACUACUGAAUACUAUAGGCAAUUGCAGCACAAUGGGAAAUAUUUGUGUAUCUAAACAUAUGUAAACAGAGAAAAAGGAAAGUAAAAAUAUGGCAUAAAAGAUAAGAAUUGGCUCUCCUGUACAGGGCACUUACUACGAAUGGAGCUUGCAGGGCUGAGAGUUGCUCCAGAUGAGUCAGUGAGUGGUGAAUGAAUGUGAAGGCCUAGGGCAUUACUGUAUACUACUGUAGGCUUUAUAAACACAGCACACUUAGGGUACACAAAAUGCAUAUUAAAACAUUUUCUUCCUUCAGUAUAUUAGGCAAUAGGAAUUUUUCAAGUCCACUAUAAAUCUUAUCAAACCAUGGUUGUAUAUGCAGUUGACCGAAACAUUGUUAUUGGACACAUAACUAUAGUUGAAAGAAUAAGCAAAAAGUCUAUCUAGGUGUGCUGUCUUGAGCAACUUUUAAUUAUUCUCCUGUCCUGCAAUAUGAGUUAAUCUUCUCUGAUCGAUGUAGAUUCCAGGAAGGGGUGUCCAGGACAAUUACCUUCCUUCUGGAGAAACUUCCCUUAAUCAAAUAAGAGAACUUCAAAGAAAAUCCCUCCCUGUGCUUUGGAAGGGAAGGGAGGUGGGCAGCAGUGGGUCAGAGAUAGACCUUUGUUCUCUUAUUUCUGAGGCCCUUCAGUCUCCUUUAUUCAAAGCACUCAGCAUGCCAAAGCACCCUAUUUUAGGGUAUCUUUUUCUGAGCCCUAAACACUGUGUUGGGGAUGUCAACUGUGACAGGAAAAUAUCUUGGGGCCCCAGAAUCACUAAGGAAAACUCAAGCUUAGGGAAACUUCUUAGGGCAAACCCACCUCCCACUCUAUUCAAAGUUAUCUCUCUGCUCACUGAGAUAGAUACAUAUCUGAUUGCCUCCUUUGGAAAGGCUAAUCAGAAACUCAAAAGAAUGCAACUGUUUGUGUCUCACCUAUCUGUGACCUGGAAGCUCCCUCCCCACUGAACCAAUGUUCUUCUUACAUAUAUUGAUUAAUGUCUUAUGUCUCCCUAAAAUGUAUAAAACCAAGGUAUGCCCCAACCAUCUUGGCCACAUGUCAUCAGGACUUCCUGAGUCUGUGUCACAGUGUGUCCUCAACCUUGGCAAAAUAAACUUUCUAAAUUAACUGAGACCUGUCUCGGAUUUUCUGGGUUCACAUUUUGGAAACCAUGAAUGGAUUCUGGGUGGAGAUGCCCCUGACCCUUGACAAAUCUAUCGGUGCUUGGUACCAGCAUGAGCUAACUUUAUGGCUCAAACCAAUAGGACAAUUUGCUGAGGUCUGAGAGGACUCCCUCCAGAAAAUCCCUGAUCUCUUAAAAUUUGGUAGAGAUCGGAAGUUUAUUUUGCUGUACAACACCUCUUUUUUUGGAGUUUUACUUGCUCCCAACAAGGAAGGCAAGUUUUCCUGCUUUCAUGAUGAUGGAAGGCAGGUGAUGUUUUUAUGGAGUUUCAGCUUUCUUCCAAUGCACUUAGAGCACUCAGAAAUUGUAUAAUUUGUGUGACCAUUGUUAGUUUUGCUUAACUGUUUUGUUGUUUGUUUCUGUCUUAGUCAAAUCUGAAGGGGAACCCUAAAUUACGGGGUCAAGGACUCUGAAGUGGUAGGAAAACAGCCAGCUUAAAAAACUUUUUUUAAAUUUUAAUUACUAUAGGGGCUUUAUUUACAUAACACAGCCAGCUUUUUGCUAGCCAGACCAAACUCAAAGAGCAAUGGCUGUACUUCUGAAAUAGCAACACUUUGUCCUAGCUGAGAUUUGGUAAUAAGAUUUUUUUUUUAAGUUUUUAAAGAAGCUCAGUGGUUGAAAGUCUGCUUAACUGAAACAGUAACAUCCAUGAUGUGUGUUUUGUGCAUGUUUGUAUUUGAAAGGCCUUCAUGUUUUUGUUUCUUGUUUGUUUUUCUCUCCUAAGACCUUGUCUUUUUUUUGUAGCAAAAGUUUUUUUUUUUUUUUUCCUUUUACUUCUCAGUUGACUGAAUUCUGUUUUCACCGGAUUUUUUGACUAAAAUAGCUAUUGCAACAGAGGCUACUCUUGGGUUAAGGAAGAAUGUAGUUUCGUUUUAUGUUUAAUAUCGCUCAAAGAAAAAUAAAAGCAUCUCCCUCUAACACCACCAGACUUUUCCUCUCUGUACCUUAUCAUGUAAAUUUUGCUAUUUGAUUUUCACCUGGGUUGUUUCCUUUAAUGUGCAAAAAUUUAAGGCUAUUUAGCUGACAACUGCCUAGGGUUGUAAAACAGGUUAUCAAGAAUCUGAAAGUCUAAGAUAGGAAAAAAAAGUGGGGGGGCAUUAUAAAUCUAUAAAAUGUACUUCUAUUGGCAUGCCUAAUACGUCUUUAUAUGUAUGUAUGUGUUGUGUACACGAUGUUUUAGUGCUAAAAAUAUGUAAAAGAGCUCUACUUGGCUUAAAGAAAAAUAAAAGUGCUUAAAUCAGAUACUAAAAAAGAAAAGGCUAGUCAAAUGCUUUUUCAAAUUUAUGUAACUUAAGUAAAAUCUUUAAUAAAUAAAGUAGCUUUAAAAUUAUUGGUAAAGUAGUAUUAGAAAUGUCUUAAGAAUUGCCAGCAUACAUUUUUGUUUGCAUUAUAUUAAUCAAACAGUUUUAUACUUAUCCCUGCCAAAUACCAGAAGGUGUCAAAAUUUGGCAUAGGGGUUAUAAAACUAUAAACCCAGCCCAAAACAGAAUGAUCUUUGCUUGUGUAAUUUUUAAUAAAUAAGACAUUGAUAUGGGUUUAAUGAAAACAGCUGCAUCUUGAAUUUAGUAAGAUUACCAUAACUUCUAAUCCUGUGGCUUUAGGCAGUUUAGUCCACAGACAAUAAGGAGGUUUGUUUUGGGAAAGGACUGUUAUUGUCAUUGUUUCGAAGCUGAACUUAAACUAGGUUCCUCCCAAAGUUCAUUCGGCCUAUGCCCAGGAAUGAACAAGGACAGCUUGGAAGUUAAGAGCAAGGUGGAGUCAGUUAGGUCAAAUCGUUUUUCACUGUCUCAGUUGUAAUUUUGCAAUGGAAGUUUCAUAACUUUAAAUCAUGACUAUCACAGUUUUUAUAAAUAAUCUAGGUAAACAAUUAAUAAAAUAACUAGGUAAAUGUAAUGGGAUAAAUACUUAUAGACCAACUGGACAUAAUUUAGAAUAUAAAGUCAUAUUAAAUUAAAUAAUAGAUAAUUUAUUAUUUGGGUAUUUUCCAAUAAAUAUAUCUUGUAGGAAAACAUUGUUGCUUAAAAAAAAGUGUGUCCUUUUUUAAAAAAAUGGUGAACAAGUUUUGUCUAAUUCAAAGCUUAUUAAAAGGUUAUAUAUAAAACAAGGUAAAAGGAACCAGAAAAGAAAAAAAAUGUAAAUAAAGUUAUAAAAAUAAAGAAUUUUUUCAAGGUUAAAAAGCUGAAAAAGAAAUAAUUUUAUAUAAGAAAGAAUUUUAUAUGGUAAAUUUAGUCCUAAAAUAAAAUAACUGGUUGUUUAACAAGGAGGGAUGUUCAGGACAAACCAGAAAGUCCAAGCAUGUCAUGAACAUUGGUGUAAGUCAUGAUAAGAUUUUAUAUAUAUAUAUACACACACACACACACACCCCAAAAGCUUUUAUAUAAUCAAGUUGUCAUAUUAUUAUUAAGUUUUGGUUUGCUUAGGGAAGAAAGAGCUAAUUUUUAAAAAAUCAAGGUUAUUACAUCCAUGUAUCUUCCUGUGUAUGCUUUUAAAGUCCUUGUAACAUUGAGUUACAGGGCUUUAACUCCUGUGUCUGAAAAAUCACAAACACUGAUGACAAUCAAAGCCUCAUCUUAAGGCCCCGUAGAAGAUGCCAAUCAAAAUAAACUGCAUUCCUGAGGCACUAGGCAAGAAAUUAAAGCUAUUCAACUCCUCAAGGCCCAGGGACUAUUGCGGAAGAGGUGGGCGCGUAAGAUUGUAAGGGCCGAUUUUGAAAGAUCCAGUAAGUUCAGUUUCUCUAUGAACUAAUCAUUCAAGUCAAAGGCACACUGAUGCAAAAUCAGUAUAUGGACCCCUGUGUCUGAUUAGCAAGGUUUUCUUGAAGCAUUAACCAACUCCUUCAUAAAGGUUAUAAAAGGCUUAUGGAAGUUAUAUUUUAUAAUCAAGAUUAAAUCUUAUAGUUUGUUUACAAAAUUUUGAAAAUCAAAUGUGAUUGGCUUCAGGCUGUUUUUAUUAGGGCUUCUUGUUUAGAAAGUUAAGUCACCUCUCUCAAAGAAUGAAGGUUUUUGCUUUUUUUGAAAUCCUUGAAUUAUCACUUGGAUUAAAUAAAUGACUUUACGAUGACCUGUAAUUUUAUUUUGUAAUGUCAAGUGUUUUAAACCUUUUGUAUUUGACAAGCUUUCCAAAAUCAAAUUAUAAAUUAUGUAUUUUUCUAACCUAAUUAAUCCUUUAAGAUCUUAGUUUCCCUAAAGUCCUAAAAUGACAUAAUUUGGCUUAUUUGGUAUAAAAAUUAUAUAGGAAGCAUUGUCAAAUGUGAAAUGGUGUUUGGUUUUCUUUGGGCUGUAUUUGUAUAAAUAUGUUAUUGGUGUAUGUUCCAAAAUUAUGUGAAACUCCUAUAAUUCUAAUAUAACUUAGUGUACAUUAUCAGUAAUAAUCAUAAUUGUUAUAUUAAAAUUAUUGUGUGCCACAGAGGUAAAAAAUUUCCUUGUCAGUUUUGUCUUUUGACUAUGGCUGCCUUAAAACUUUUUUCUUCCAUGCACAAUUGUUGUUUUGGUCCUCUUUUUUAAAUAUAUUUUUAUUAUUAUUUUUGAGAUGGGGACUCACUCUGUUGCCCAGGCUGGAGUGCAGCGGCACGAUCUUGGCUCACUGCAACUGCCACCUCCCAGGUUCAAGCGGUUCUCCUGCCUCAGCCUCCCGAGUAGCUGGGAUUACAGGCAUACACCACCAUGCCCAGCUAAUUUUUUUGUAUUUUCAGUAGAGAUGGGGUUUCACCAUGUUGGCCAGGCUGGUCUUGAACUCCUGACCUCAGGUGAUCAGCCCACCUUGGCCUCUCAAAGUGCUGAAAUUACAGAUGUGAGCCACACACCUGGCCUAUUUUGGUCCUCUUUAGAAGGUGGUUUUAUAAUCAGCUGUAAAACUCCAACAGGUGCUCUUACAUGCAGGUUUCUGAUAACUUUGGAGAUUGUGACAUCAGAAUAGAGGGAAAAGUUUCAGGACUCAUGGAGAGCUAAAAUGUUCAUGAGUAUCAAGCAGAACAGGAAUUAACUGCAUAGACUGAACCAAUCUUUUUGACUUUUUGCUUAAAAUGUUUGCUGAUCCUUUGUUUUGUGUUUCAGUCUUAAAACUUUUCUUUUGAGCUAUUGACAGCUUUUAACAAUUUAGUAUACUCCUAUGACAAAAUUUGGAGCAUAUUUGUUUCUCUCUACCUGAUUUCUCCAGAAUUCAGAAACUAUUUGUAAGUAUUCUUAACUUAUGGUGAUACAGUUAUUUGCAUAAGUGCAAUAAGAAUCUGUUCUAAUUUGUAACAGGACACGAUUGGAGAAAUUGGUUGUUUUACUAAGACUUUGACUGGAAUGGUGUGCUUUUCUUUAAGGAAUCAAACUUGACUUAUGGAACCAAUAAAGUCCUUGGAAAAACUGGCCCCAUAUUUUGUGUACACAGUCUCCGUACAAGAUUUCUGACCUGUAGUAAGUAAAGAAUGUCACUUUCUGACAGGCACAUAAGCCCCAGGUUUACCUCAGAACCUCAAGAGGAGAGGAAAUUCACCCAAUUUAUAAGUAUUUGAUGGCACAAAUCCAUGGCUGGGCAUGGCUUUAAGAAAGUCUUAUCUGAGAUUCCUCCUGUGGAACAAAGUUAAUUGGUUCCAGAGAUUCAAAGCCAGAGUUGCUGUCAGUUCAUUGGUAGAGAUGCCAUCACUGGGCAAGUGUUCUGAAAACAUCUUAUCUGAAUAACAGCAGUCCUGGAGAACAUCUAGGGAUCUAGCAAAGCGAGAGAUACAUGAAGGACAUAAAAACGUUUUUAGAAAGUCCUUGGAAACAGUUCUCAUUUCAGACAUGUAAGCAUGAGCUAGGAUGAAAAGUGAUUUCAUCCUGGUAUCUGCAAUUUUCACAUUCAUUAGGUUUCAACAUAUAAACUUUCAGGGGACACAGACAUUCAGACUAUAGCACCAAGCUGUAGAAGCUACAUAGUUGUAGACCAGGGUCAGCAACCCAAGAAGCCUGACUUCCAAGCUGUGCUUUUAACUUCCCCACCAUGUUGCACCUAAAGCUUUGGAGUUUUCCUGUGAUUAGUGUUUUUGGUGUUGUUUUAUUUUUUUUCUUACAGGAACUCUUGCAAGAAGAAAGGACUAUGAGUUCAACUUUAGAGGGAGCCAUGGGGACUAAACAAAAUUCUGAGGCCCCCUCAACCAUCUAAAUGGACUUCCUUCUGGGCCAGGACACUCGAAAAUUAAACCUGAAAGACUGGUUCAGGCCAUGAUGGGAAGUGGGAGUCGAACAUGCCUCAUCAUACCCUCCAGCAUUAACAUCAACACAGACCUUAAGGCUGAUAAGAAGCAUUUACAAUCUAUUCUCUCUGAAGUCUUCUACCUGGAGGCUUCAUCUGCAUGAUAAAACUUUGGUCUCCACAACCUCUUACAACCCAGGCAUUCCUUUCUAUCGAUAAUUACUCUUUCAACCAAUUGCCAAUCAGAAAAUUGUUAUAUCUACCUAUAAUCUAGAAGCCCCCACAUCAAGUUGUUUUGCCUUUCUGGACAGGACCAAUGUAUAUCUUAAAUGUAUUUGAUUGAUCUCUCAUGUCUCCCUAAAAUGUAUAAAACCACGCUGUUCCCCGACCACCUGGAGCACAUGUUCUCAGGGUCUCCUGAGGGCUGUGUCACAGGCCAUGUUCACUUACAUUUGGCUCAGAAUAAAUCUCUUCAAAUA
This is a messenger RNA of Homo sapiens (human), 10182 nucleotides long. RefSeq names its product apolipoprotein L6 (gene APOL6). The coding region runs from base 343 to 1374 and encodes 343 amino acids. The transcript is spliced from 4 exons. The record is from RefSeq and is a predicted model, not a curated record. Gene Ontology annotation, cellular component: extracellular region; cytoplasm. Gene Ontology annotation, biological process: lipid transport; lipoprotein metabolic process. NCBI's taxonomy places the organism in Eukaryota, Metazoa, Chordata, Mammalia, Primates, Hominidae. Gene Ontology annotation, molecular function: lipid binding.